Mya arenaria is the source of this 444-nucleotide messenger RNA. Its product is annotated as metabotropic glutamate receptor 8-like. Gene Ontology annotation, molecular function: adenylate cyclase inhibiting G protein-coupled glutamate receptor activity. The record is from RefSeq and is a predicted model, not a curated record. The coding region runs from base 1 to 444 and encodes 147 amino acids. Gene Ontology annotation, cellular component: membrane. NCBI's taxonomy places the organism in Eukaryota, Metazoa, Mollusca, Bivalvia, Myida, Myidae. Gene Ontology annotation, biological process: regulation of synaptic transmission, glutamatergic; G protein-coupled glutamate receptor signaling pathway. The transcript has 2 exons.
AUGAAACUUCGUCUUGACGGAGACAUAAUAUUUGGAGGGCUUUUCCCGAUGCACGAAAAAGGUCAGAAUGGUGCGAAUUGCGGUGAUAUCAAGCGUGAAAAGGGCAUUCAACGUCUGGAAGCGAUGUUAUUUGCAGUAGACAGCAUUAACCGUGACCCUGAUAUACUGCCAGGUCUAAAAAUUGGCGUCCACAUCUUGGAUACUUGUAGUUUUGACACAUACGCGUUAGAGCAAUGCAUGGAUUUUAUCAAAGCCCAAAUGACGACCACUGACCAUGCGGAUUACAAAUGCAAUGACGGUCAGGCUCCAAAAUACAUCCAACUGAAGCCUGUUUCUGGUGUGAUCGGGGCUGCAGCGAGCACAGUGUCCAUUAUGGUAGCUAACAUUCUCCGUUUAUUCAAGGCGGUGUCUGUGGAUGUGCAUCACUCCAGGUACAGGGCUUAA